AUGUACGACGCGGAUCUCUGCCAACUUCAAGUUAACAUGGAUGAUUCUUUCCACCUCCCAGUGGACUCGAGAUCGAGGCUCUGCCAGUUCAGGGAGGAGAAUCUUCGACUUGUGAUUCACGUUCAAGUUCCACCGGUGAAGGAAGAACCGUCGGGUAUUUCGACAUCUCUUUCGGUCGGACUUACGCCAAUCCCUACCCCGUCCACCGGCCGGCGCUGCGGCUUUUACGCCCUCAUUGGGAGCAUGCAAGCCCAGCAUCACGGUUUCCCACAGUCGACACUCGAGGACCUAGACCAGGCAUUCCGCUCAGAGGAGGUGGCAGCUGCCAAUUCCGAGUUUGGUCUUGACAAUACGGAUAACCUCCAGGCCAACCAGCUCGCUGCAGUCAUUAGGCACUGGGCAUCUCGGAAUGCCAUUAACAUCCAGCUCGGUGUGGAUAUGGAUGGGGGUGAUUCCUACCUCAUCCCAAUCCCGGAAGGGAUCCAAAGCGCGCCAAUCACUCUUCGGAUCCAUAAUAACAAUGCCGAGGAGCUUGAUGGGGCGUCGAUGAGCCACCAUUCCGCGUUGGCUCCGUUGCCUCCUGCCACAGUGGAUCCGGUUAACUUGGACUGCGAUGACGCCGAAGAUGUGGAUACAGAGGAGCUCUUCAGGCAACAGGAGACGGGCGCGCUGAAACGCCUCGUUGAUCAGACGGGAAUCCGGAAGUACCUUUCGGAGUACUAUGGUCUGUCGGCAGAGGAGGUGGGGCAGCUGCUCAUAAACCGGGACCUCCUCGGUGGCGCGAGGUACGACAAAGCGCGCCCAUGCAACGGCGCAUUCGUGGGGCAUGUCGGCCAGGCAAUCGGGAACGUACGCUGCUCAAAGCAUGACAACGUGCCAAUGAUGUCUCACAAUGCGUCGAUAGUCCUAAGCGCAUCGACAGCUGAGGAGUGGACGCGGGAGAUCGACGAGUACACCUCACAUGUCACUUUCGCCUCCUUCUCCAAAAACCUCGACAAGGCCAGACGGCUCGUCAGAUGCCGGAAGGAGAACGUGGACCCGGAGAAGUACGACAAGAUGAUCCCUAGGCACCUGCUACGAGACCCGAAGAUCAGCGCUGCAGAGACCGAAGCGGACGUGGAGGAGAAUAGAAAGAAAGGCCGGGAAAAGUACGCGAGGAUGGACCCGGAGAAGAAAGCGGCCCGGCUUCAACGCCAGAUUGAGAGACUCUCAUCGUACAUCGAUCCCCCCAUCCACCGCCAAAUCCGGCAUCGAGAGGCCGUUUCCACCGUUCUCGCCACCUGGUUUCCCUAUCCCCACGUUCGAGGUCGCACCUUCCGCAUCUACCCCAGGGAAUACGGCCGCAGUAAUCCCGGAAAACACGGCUUGCGAGUCGAGGUCUUGGGGGAUCUCAAGCAACAUCCAUCAGCUCAACUCAAGGACAGUUUCGUCAACACUACCGACUCGUUCCAAGGCCGGGAGAACCAGUUGGUCAUUCUUGUCUUGUGCGUGACGGCCGCUACCGGACCUUGCUUUACUGCCAGUCAUCAGCGCAUUUGUGUGGGUCUCACGCGUCAGAUUGGGGGUCUCUUCGUGGUGGGUGAUAUCGAUACCCUUGCGCCGUCUGCCAGGGUCAAUAAGCCCAAGCCGGAGAGGGCGAGGAGGGAGAAGUUGGAGAAUCGCGUCGCUACAGUCAAUGCCGACCCUUACCAUACCGCCGACAAUAAGGACUACGGCUGGUCCAAGGGCGAAGACGACGGUGGUGGUUGGGGCAAUAACUGCGGAGACGACGAUGGCCAGGACAAACCAGCCGCGAGAUGA
Messenger RNA from Scedosporium apiospermum, 1800 nucleotides. RefSeq lists its product as uncharacterized. The transcript is spliced from 8 exons. The record is from RefSeq and is a predicted model, not a curated record. Lineage: Eukaryota; Fungi; Ascomycota; Sordariomycetes; Microascales; Microascaceae. Bases 1 to 1800 code for a protein of 599 amino acids.